Morone saxatilis (striped sea-bass) is the source of this 813-nucleotide messenger RNA. RefSeq names its product elastase-1-like. Gene Ontology annotation, molecular function: serine-type endopeptidase activity. Lineage: Eukaryota; Metazoa; Chordata; Actinopteri; Moronidae. Gene Ontology annotation, biological process: proteolysis. The coding region runs from base 1 to 813 and encodes 270 amino acids. The transcript has 7 exons. The record is from RefSeq and is a predicted model, not a curated record.
AUGCUGGUGUUUCUACUGUUCACCACACUCACAGCCACAGUGCUGGCUGAGCUGGAGCUUCAGUCCGGUGGCAUGCAGAGCAGCACUGCAGGAAGAGUUGUGGGAGGUGAAGAGGUGCCUCAUCACAGCUCCUGGCCUUGGCAGGUCUCUCUCCAGUACUACUCUGACGGCUCCUAUCAUCAUUUCUGCGGAGGAACACUGAUCAGAAGAGGGUGGGUCAUGACCGCUGCUCACUGUAUGUACAGGUCCAGCUCUUUGCGCGUGGUCCUCGGUGAUCUUGUCCUGCACAACAGCGACGGAACAGAGCAAUUCAGGAGUGUCAUCAAUGUUUAUAUCCAUCCUGAAUGGAACAAUAACAGCAUCUCCUCUGGUAAUGAUAUUGCCCUGUUGAGGCUGUCGUCUGAGGCCUCACUGACCCGUUACGUGAAGCUGGCCUCUCUACCUCCUUUGGGUGAGAUCCUGCCCCAUAACAGCCCCUGCUACAUCACAGGAUAUGGCCGCACCUCCACUGGUGGAGCAAUGCCUACCAGAAUGAGGCAGGCCUACCUUCCUGUCGUCGACCAUAAGACCUGCACCAGCUCCGGCUGGUGGGGCAGCACCGUCAAGACCACCAUGAUCUGUGCUGGAGGAGGUGCUCAGUCAGGAUGCAAUGGUGACUUUGGUGGCCCUCUCAGCUGCAGAAUUGACAACAGUUGGUAUGUCCAUGGCAUAGCCAGCUUUGUGUCUGGUAUGGGAUGCAAUGCACCCCAGAAGCCCACUGUCUUCACCCGCGUAUCUGCCUACAUCACAUGGAUGAACUCGGUCAGGAAGUAA